Molecule: messenger RNA, 8366 nt
Organism: Neodiprion fabricii
Lineage: Eukaryota; Metazoa; Arthropoda; Insecta; Hymenoptera; Diprionidae
Gene: mnb
Product: serine/threonine-protein kinase minibrain
Exons: 9
Coding region: 2011-4059 (682 amino acids)
Biological process (GO): peptidyl-serine phosphorylation; peptidyl-threonine phosphorylation; protein autophosphorylation
Cellular component (GO): nucleus
Molecular function (GO): ATP binding; transcription coactivator activity; protein serine/threonine/tyrosine kinase activity
Source: RefSeq, a predicted model, not a curated record
CGUCAACUAAUCAGCAUGGAUCGCGCUCCAUGUUCGGCCGAGGAAGCAAUGCGGUGUCCCCGCGGAUAGGGCGUGCAGUUCUCGUGUUGUACCUCGCCGUUUUUUUUCGUGAUCAGUGAACGUGUUACGAAUCGACUGGUGCUCGGGACAACAAUAUACCGCUGAAUCUCGGUCGGAUCGUCGAGUGUUUACGAGUGAUUUGGUGAAUUUUGUGGAUCGUGGUUACACGACGCGAAUGAGGUGAAUGCUCGGCGGCAGUGGUGCGGUAGAGAAAACCGCCAAAAUUAUCAUUUACUUCUGUUCAAUUUCUCAUCCUAAUCACGGCAACGAGCUGUUGUUGGUGUAUUUGUGAUUCGUAUGUGCCAGUGCGCGGUCUCGAAGGUGUUCCAGGCAUUUGUUAUUAUUUUGCUGCGGUGCUUUUGACCCGAAAGCGGGCGAGUUCACUCGAGCCUGUCUAGAGGGGUGUCCGGUGCCUUGUCUGCAACGGCUGCCCGCGGCACGCAACUCCGAUAUUCCCUGGCAACGCUUGGCACCUUGGAUCUCCUCGAAUAUCUCUCGACUCUUCUACGUACUGGAAAUCCCGUGGGUGUUGGCCUGGUUUUAGAAGAAUGAUGUAAAUGCGAAGACAAUUAUUUGCCGAAAAGAAACGUCAAUCGAUACUGCUACAUUUCGAUAAGAUAAGCAACAUCGUCUCGCAUGCAACGGCUACGAACUGUAACCGCUGUAACAUUGCCGGAAAAGCUUGAAAUUAUUCAAACUCUCCUCGAAAGAAGCGAGAGUAAACAAAACAAAUAAGAAGACAGAGAAGAAGAAGUAACGAAAAACAAAUACCUGUUCAACUAAUCAUUUAUAGUAUAAAAAAAAGUGCAACAAAACAAACAAACAAACAAACUAACAAAAACCGACUGAAGUCUUAACUUUGACUUAAAUAAAAUAGCAACAAAUCACCGCCAAAGUAGUGUUAAAAAAAAAAAAAGAAAAAGAAAGAAAGAAGACGAACGUUAGUGUAUAUAAGAGCUAUUUUUCCUACGCAAAAGAAACAAAACAAAACAUAUUUCUCUAACUUUCGGGUAAAUUUAUAAUUAUACACUCUCGAUAGCCGUAAAUAAUACUGCCAAGAGGGAUAAAAAGAAGGGAAGAGAGAGAAAGAGAGAAAAUAAAGCAUAAAGAGGAGGAAAAGACGUGUAAAUUUCGUUUAGCCGAAAGAUUUAACACAUGUGAUUGUUGUCUGUCGCGCGGCCUAUCGAAUUGUUUAUAUCGACGAGCCUAAUUUGCCGGUAACAUCACAGUCAUCGUCGUAAUCGUAAUCGUAAUCGUUGUAUCGAACAGUUGCUAAGAUAGAACAAUAAUUUGCGUUUGAUGAUGACGAUGACGACGAUGAAAAAAAUAUCCGGAAAGCAAUAAAGACACCGAUGAUGACGCAAGGGAAACUGUAAAAUCUGUCGGAGUGUUUGAAGUAAAUUUCCAGCUAGACGUGGGACAACGACAAGUAUCAACGGAAGCCGAGUGUCUGGCUGGACGUCUCCAUCAUCGUCAUUGUCAUUCGUGAUAAGAGUCGGAGCGUUGGAAGCGCCGGUAAAAGAAUAAAAAGAAAAGGAAGACAAGAAACGAGAGGAAAAAUUAUACACGCGUAAAAACUUUUCUUCGAGUGCGCUCGCGUGUUUCCUGUUUUCGUGGUAUUAUUGUAACACACAUGAUCCGUUCGUGCGGUUUGGCGGUAUUAAUAAGCAAAAUUUUAAGAACAGGAAGUGAGAAGAUAAUCGAAUCGAAAGAAGAAGCUUAAAACAUAAAGGGGUAAAAAUUUGACGUAGCCCUUGUGAGGCGAUAUAUUAUUAUUAGUACUAUUAUUAUUUCGAGUGAAAAUCUUAGCCGGUAUAAGUGUAAGAAAGAACAAGAAGAAGACGAGAGAAAACAGGAAGUAGAGCCUGGUGGAUGCAGAGCAACCCAGUGGCCUGCGAGCCAAAUGUUAUGAGCCUUUGAGAACUGCCGUUGGCAGUCGGCGGCGCGGGUAUGGAGUACGGCGGCGGUGGCGUUAGUGCCCGUGGGGGUGGCGGGGGUGUUCAACCCUCAACAGUAACGCGAGGUGUAGCAGGCACCGACACUACCGAUGCCGCGUGGCACAAGCACGAGCAGAUGAUCCUUAUGGAAUCCAGGCAGAAGCAGCAAAUGAGCGGAAGACAAGCGGUGGGUGGAGCGCCACUCUAUGGUCGUCUCGUCGCCGAGGAACCCCUGCCCACCGUCUGCAUGGGACCAGGGUGCAGCACUGGGACGGCGUCGGGGGAAACGCCCGCCGAUAUCCACGCGAUGCAGGCGCGAAUACCUCACCGGUUUCGAGACCCCGCAAUGGCACCCCUUCGCAAGCUUAGCGUCGACCUCAUCAAAACGUACAAACACAUCAACGAGGUAUACUAUGCCAAGAAAAAGCGAAGGGCGCAACAAUUGCAAGGCGAAGAUGGGUCCCAUAAAAAAGAGAAAAAAAUAUAUAACGACGGCUGGGAUGAUGAUAACCACGAUUACAUCAUCAAGAAUGGCGAGAAGUUCCUUGAUCGUUAUGAAAUCGAUUCUUUAAUAGGCAAAGGAAGUUUUGGCCAAGUAGUAAAAGCCUUCGACCAUGUGGAACAGACUCAGGUGGCUAUAAAAAUAAUAAAAAAUAAGAAACCUUUCCUUAACCAAGCGCAAAUUGAAGUCAGGUUACUGGAAUUGAUGAACAGAGCAGACACCGACAACAAGUAUUAUAUAGUUAAAUUGAAAAGGCAUUUCACAUGGCGAAAUCAUCUGUGUUUGGUAUUUGAGCUACUUUCCUAUAAUCUGUAUGAUUUAUUGAGAAAUACCAACUUCCGAGGUGUGUCUCUCAACCUGACGAGAAAGUUUGCACAGCAGCUAUGCACUGCCCUGAUGUUUCUGUCCACACCGGAAUUGAAUAUCAUACACUGUGAUCUGAAACCUGAAAACAUCUUACUUUGUAAUCCAAAAAGGAGUGCAAUCAAGAUUGUAGAUUUUGGGAGUUCGUGUCAACUUGGACAGAGGAUAUAUCAGUAUAUUCAGUCUAGGUUUUAUCGCUCUCCUGAAGUCCUGCUUGGAAUACCUUACGACUUGGCGAUAGAUAUGUGGAGCCUUGGCUGCAUUUUGGUGGAAAUGCACACUGGAGAACCGCUUUUUAGCGGGGCUAACGAGAUUGACCAAUUUAACAAAAUCGUCGAGGUAUUAGGAAUGCCAUCAAAGCUCAUAAUCGAGCAGGCACACAAGAUGAGGAAGUUCUUUGAAAGACUUCCGGGGGAUGGCGCUUAUGUACUGAAAAAAUCAAAAGAUGGAAAAAAGUACAAGCCGCCAGGUUCACGACAGCUGCAGGACAUUCUCGGUGUUGAAACUGGGGGUCCAGGCUCUAGGAGAUUAGGGGAAGCAGGUCAUUCGGUCUCAGAUUACCUCAAGUUUAAAGAUUUGAUACUGAGAAUGUUGGACUAUGACCCAAAGACGAGAAUAACACCUUAUUACGCGCUCCAACAUAACUUUUUCAAAAGGACAGCUGACGAAGGGACCAACACAAACAUAGCUGCAACUAGCAGCUCCAAUACUAGUCCAGCGGUGGUUUCACUGAGCCAAGAUCACGGACUGCUAACCAUGUCAGGACAGAGCAGUGGCACCAGCAGCUUAAUGCAAAUGCCAAGCCUCCCUGGUGGCUAUCAACCAAUGGAGUGUGAAUCUUCACCGCGUCACUCAGGUAGCCGGCGUGCCAUAACUUCACGUUAUACGUCAACAACCACCGGGGCCUCUACGUCCGCCGCAUCAUCUAUGCAAUCCAUGGAUGGGUCUCUGAUCCAAAACUCUCUCAGCUCCUACAAUAGCCUAAUACUUCCCGGCAUACCCCACUUGCCUAGCAUGAUGGCUUCUCCCAUGAUUCAACAACAAAACUAUUACAAUUAUGGAUAUCCAGCAGCUGAUGCACACGGAAUGAUUAGACAAACUUCAACGGUCACUUCUACGAAACAAAGAGAUCCGGAAAGAGAAGACAGUCCAAUGGUUGGAGUGUGCAUGCAACAAAGUCCAGUUGCCAUCCAUUGAAUGAAAUCGCGGCGACAAAUGUGGCGCAAGAGCAACACUAUGAAAUAAUGUCGUGAUUCUGGAAUGACAGUAGAUAAUCAUCUGACAGCAAUUUCAGAUUUCCAGAAAUUGUAUUUAAGUAUCCGUUAGAAAUCGACGAGAAGACUAAAGCGUUGGAUAAACAUAGAAUCCAUACAUGAAAAAAGUAUGAAGUAAAAAUUUAAAAAUGCAAAAGAAUAAGAAUAGAAUGAGUAAAUACUAAUUAUCAAACAACAUCAUUGCGAAUUACUAUCAGAUUCAAGCUUUGAUUAUUUUUUUACGUUGGUCCCGUUUGGAUUGGUUUUGCAACGUGAAACAAGUCUUGGAUGAAAUGACAAGUUUGGAAAAACACUCGAUAACUCUUAAUUCAAUAGACAACUCUAAAGAUUUAGAGAUACAUUGACAUAAAUAUUUGUUCUACAUGUAAAUAACAAAUGGGCAACUGAUGUUUAUCAAAGAAAGACGUCAACGAAAUGGCAUAUGCUGGCAUGUGUGUUCGUUAUAUCUACUUUGGCAAUUUGACCUUUAGUUUCCAGUCCUUCUUCAGAUGUUCAGAGGUUUGGGUGUUCAGAAGUUUGGUACCUUGGGCGACAAUUUAAUCUGACGCAAUUAAUUUUUCUUAUCAUUGAACAUUAUGGGAGGGGAAAUAAUCACUACCUUCAAAAUUGCAAUAUAGAGCAAACUGAACGUUGGAAAAAAUAGAACGAACAAAGAAAAGUAAUGAAAACACAGAAAAGACAUUUUCCAGUUGCAGAAUAACAAAAAAAGACCGCUUUAAGGAACAGGACAGACCUAACAGCGGGUGAAGUUGACGUUCAAUCGAGAGAGAUUAACAAAUGUUCGGAAGCGGACAGACACGGCCUAGUGUGGAUGAACCCAAUUGGCCCCUCGGGUCCUGCCCGAUUCAAACGAACAUUGAAACAGUUUAAUCGGUAUCUGAUAAGUAAAUGUCGGCAUCCCAACUGUAUGGCCUAGAGAGCAAAAAAGUGAUAAUUAUUAUUACUGCAUAAAAUAACCAUGUAAUCAUGUACUCCAUAGAGUUUUAUACAGUGUCACGAAUGUAAUGGUUAGCAAUUAUUAAUGAGAAAAGAAGACAGUCGCGUUGAAUGCUAGAUAUUUGUACAAUACACUUAGGUGAACGAUAAGAGAGUGCAGCUUUAGGGAUUAGCAUUUAAGUAUAAAAACUAUAAAACUGACUCUUUUGUUUACUUCAUUGAAAAAAAAGUAUCGUCAAAGUACGAUACUUGCGCAAAAAUCAGUUUGUUGUUGAAAAGGACUUUAAACGAACGAGGUUUGCGCAGCUUAACAAUACAUAUUUAUACAUAAAAAAAGCAUUAAUCAGGAAGUUAACAUAUACAUGUAAGGUUGAUCAAGAACGGUAUAAUCGUACAAGAACUAGAUACUUUAUAAUAAACAGUACGGGCUAUCACACGCGUAAAACAUAUACAUGCAUACAUACAUACAUACACACACACGUAAAUAAAUUUCCAGUAGAUCGCAAUUGAUUUUUGCCGUUUGCUCUUAUCGCAUUGCUUGUGCUACUUUCAUGGAUUUAAAAGGGUUUUUCACCUAUUUUCUAUUAAUUUUGAAUAUUACGGAAAGAAACAAUGAAUCUAAUUGAAGCUGAAUUGAAUUUUCUGUGAAACGAAAGUUGUUUUUUGAAAACUUUCCUUCGACUAUGUCGCUUUUGUUUUACACCAUAUUAUUCUUGAACACCCAUCAAGCCAAUGUUGUAUAUUAAUAUACUACCAAGAAAUUUAUAUUCAAUUUUGUCUUUAAUAGCUGCUACACAAAACCUAUCGCUUGCAGGCAAACAUUUACAUAAGUCUUACAUUGCUCGACGUUGGCACUGAUAGAUAAAUCAUCAGGGUUGUCGUAAUUCACUAUUUUUAUGUAAUUGAUAUAAACGAAUUUAAGAGAAUAAUAAAUUUUGCUGGCAAAGCGAUAUUUCACUAUUUUUGUGUAAUUGCUACUUCAAGAAAGACUGCUCAUUCUUACACAAACAAAAUUUUUGAUCAGCACGCAGAUACCAAUAUAUGUUGAUUUUUUCUUACUGAAAAUUGUUAUAACAAAUUAUUGGGUUAUGAAAUAUUUAAUUAACUUGUCAUUCAAAGUGUUCCUUGGAUUUGCUUGAAACCAAGUAUGCAUCAUGCUCUGUUAUCGGAUAUGAAUUUCCACACGUGCAGUGUACAGACAUCAUGAAAUGUUUUAUUGCCAGACACGAUCUUGGAGGUGUUUUUGUAUCGACGGAAGAUAAUAUAGCUAUACUUAUAAGGGUAAACCGAGAUGAUUGAAAAUGCUGAGAAAUUUUUAAGAAUAAAUUCUCUCAUCUUCAAGAUUUCAAUAAACGGCAAAAAUCAGUUUACUUCAACAAAACCAAAAAAAUUUCAUGAUUUCACACAAGUUUAAUUUUCCAAAUUCCUCAUAUGUAUGUUCUGCAUUUGAAAAUCACAGGGUCUAUGUUUAGAUUAGAUUUCAAGUUUGAGCUGUUCGAGAAAUACUGUUUUCAUUCUUCAUUUUCAAAAUCUUUCCCAGAACAAGUAACAGAUUUAACAGAUUCGUUAGAAAUAUUUUCGAAAAUAACCGGAACCAGCUAACCAAUCACUUAAGUUUUUGCAUAACAACCGACGUCUUGAACAAAAUUAACCUUUGGUUCACAAGCCAGGUUAUGUUACUCGUGUAAAAUAAAUAAGGCUCAGGCCCUGUGGUUCCCCAGAAUACAAAUGAUUUUCGACAAUGUAUUGAAGCUUUUUAUUAUGAUUGUUGUUUUUAACGAAUUAAUAUUGUUUAUCGAUAGUGAAAUAAUCGGUUAAUUAUGUAAUUUUUAGUUACUGUAGUACUGACUAAUUGAAACUAGCAAUUUUGGCCACCCUGGUGAAUCCAAGCUAGCUAUCAAUGAAUAAAUUGUAGACAAUUUUUUUGGGGUAUGAUUAUUUUAACUAUUAUCGUUGAAGGCACUUUUUUCUGGCGAACUCUUUCAACAGAGGUGAGCCGCGAGACGACGAAAAAUUCAGAAUUUUAUCAGCAUGUGAAAAUAAUUUAAUUAUCAAAUAUUGCAAUAAUUUCAAUGUACAUUUUCUUCAUUUCCAUAUCUUCUGUUUCCUUCCCAAUCAGUGAAAGUAUAUGUAUAUACGUGUGUAUACGAAGUUUUUCUUUUUCCAUCUGUUUUUUUUUCUUGCUUUGAGUUCCUAGCAUGCACGUCGUUUGGCGACGAUUAUUUCUGAUGAAAAUGUUGCCAUUUAAAAAUUGUCACAAAAUGCGGAGUAUUUAAGUAAAUUAGUAAACACAGAAAUGUAUACAUCUACAUAGUGUAAGGACUGAUUAGGACCUGUUCCAGUCUUAUCUGAUAAUUUUAUUUUAGUCUUUAUUGAACAUUACCUCCAACCAUCCUUAUGCCUUGCAUACGUCUGCACAAAUUCUCUUGUAGCUUGAUCAUUCGUUGAUGGGUAUAGGGGUUAUCAAUAUUCAAUUUUGUGACGAGCUUCACAGACACUACUACAAAUUAAUACGAUUGGAGUAAAUAGCAAGGUUUGCACUCCGGAAGAGAUAUUUUUUCAAACAAUAAGAGUUUUAAUGACAUCAUCACUACAAAUGUUAUUUAGAAUAAAUUCGCAUUGUAAAUAAUAACCACUAUUCCCACAUAGAAAAAACUUGUAGCAUGCCGUUGGAUACAACCGAAGAGUUUUUUUGAAAGCGUGUGUAUAAAAGUUCAUUCAGAGUUCGACCAUGUAUGAACUACUAAUCCUUAUCCUGCAUUUGUCAUAUUUUUAAAAACCAAUUAAAUAACAUAUUACAAUACAGCUUCGCAUUGUAAAUCUGUUAUCGAAGUUCCACGAGGUUAAUAGGUUCUUUAUAAUGUUAGACAGAUAUUUCGGAACUGGUCAUGGUCAGUGCAAGGUAACAUAAGUUUCCUAACGUCAAGUGUAAAACAUUGUGUUCAGAAAAUAUACUACUAUAUGACUGAUAUAUCUGAAAAACGGCGAGCACCUGGAAUUUGAGAAGGACCCUUUAUAAUCUCAAGCUACAAUUGCAAGCCGUGAAAUAGGAAAAAAAAUAUAUGAGAAUGCAGAAAGCAACUGACUUAUAUAGAAAAAAAAAUAAUAAUAAACGCUCCAAACAGUUCUGUAAUCUAACAUGUACACAUUGUCAUUUAUUAUUAUUAUUAUUAUUAUUAUUAUUAUUAUUAUUAUUAUUAUUAUUAUUACGAUUAUUAUUAUUAUUAUUAAUUAUUAUAUAAUAUUGUAAUUGAAAAUAUUUGAAACGGAUAUUACAUAAGGUUAAUAAACAAA